Messenger RNA from Raphanus sativus (radish), 1011 nucleotides. Its product is annotated as WAT1-related protein At1g01070-like. Gene Ontology annotation, cellular component: plasma membrane. The record is from RefSeq and is a predicted model, not a curated record. The transcript is spliced from 5 exons. Lineage: Eukaryota; Viridiplantae; Streptophyta; Magnoliopsida; Brassicales; Brassicaceae. The coding region runs from base 64 to 1011 and encodes 315 amino acids. Gene Ontology annotation, molecular function: transmembrane transporter activity.
UAUCACUCUCUGACAUACAUACUUACAUAUAUAUAGAGAGAGAAAAAACGAUUAGAAACAGAAAUGAAUGUUGUUGAAGGAGAGAGAUCAUCAAUAGUAGACAAAUGGACACCGGCUAUGGCAGUUGUGGUAGCAAACAUAGCGACGGGUUCAGUGAAUGCAGUUGUGAAGAAGGCUCUUGAUGGUGGUGUUAACCAUAUGGUCAUUGGUGCUUAUCGUCUGGCUAUUUCUGCCUUCAUUUUGGCUCCUCUCGCUUAUUUCUUGGAAAGGAAAAUAAGACCGAAGAUAACGUUCAGGCUAUUGAUCGAUCAUUUCAUCAGCGGUUUGAUUGGAGGGAGUUUGGCACAAUUUUUCUUUAUGCUUGGUUUGGCGUACACGUCAGCAAAUGUUGCGGGUGCUUUUACGAGCAUGAUGCCUGCGAUUACCUUUGCUUUGUCCCUUAUUUUAAGGAUGGAAAGCGUAAGAGUUCUAAAGAGCAAAUCAGGAAUGCUAAAAGUGAUAGGAACAUUGAUAUGCGUCAGUGGAGCGAUGUUGUUAACAUUUUACAAAGGUCCUCAAAUAACACACUUUCACUCUCACCCAGAGGCUCUUCACAACAACAAUAACAACCAUCAAAGCAAGACGAAUAAUUGGCUUCUUGGAUGUCUCUUUUCUGCUAUAGGAGUCACAUUUUUUUGUAUAUGGAUGCUUUUCCAAGAGACUUUAAACAUGAAGUACCCUUGCAAAUACACGAGCAUUUGUCUCAUGUCCGUUUUCGGCUCAGUCCAAUGUGCUCUCUUAAGUCUCUACAAAAGGAGAACUGUCAAUGAUUGGGUCAUUGAUGAUAGAUUCGUACUUUUCGUCAUUGCAUACGCUGGAAUAGUGGGGCAAGCGAUGACGACAGUAGCAACAGCAUGGUCGAUAAAGAAACUGGGAGCCGUUUUCGCAUCAACAUUUAGUCCCAUUAUGCUCAUCUCAGCUACUCUAUUCGAUUUCAUCAUCUCACACACUCCUUUGUACCUCGGCAGGUAA